This is a messenger RNA of Penicillium longicatenatum, 1944 nucleotides long. RefSeq lists its product as uncharacterized. The record is from RefSeq and is a predicted model, not a curated record. The coding region runs from base 1 to 1944 and encodes 647 amino acids. NCBI's taxonomy places the organism in Eukaryota, Fungi, Ascomycota, Eurotiomycetes, Eurotiales, Aspergillaceae. The transcript has 7 exons.
AUGGCCUUCCUUGCAGUCGGCCUCCAGUCUUUUCCUCAGGAAGUCGAGCCAGAAUGGGACGAUAAUGCAUGUUCCGAACUGGUCAAUCGGCUUGGCAAGAAGUUAGAAAAGAUCGCCCAAAUGGAUGAAUUCCAAAAGGCAUGGGUUCUUUCACGUGCUAAACAAGGGGGGUUUCUCAAAUGGCACGAACUGGCAAAUUCCCGAGAAUCGAUCAUAUUGUCAAACCGAAAUGCUUGCCAGACAGCUCUCUCAUUCGUGGUUACUUUCAAAAAAUGUGGCUUGCCGAUGAGUCCUGUUGUCCCGUGGGAGAGCUAUUCUCCCGAUUUUAUUCGUGCCUUGGGGUACGACCUAGACGAGUUCCGGGGACUAAGGAAACCCCAGAGGGAUGAUGUUGCACUCGGACUUAUUUUCGCAGGUUUUGUGGGAAAUUUUGAAGUGCAGGAAAGCCUACAAGAGACCAUUUCAUCACGUUUAGAUGUGCGCGAUGCAGAUAUGACACAACUCGCCACUUCACCCCCUCCUUCUCCUCCGAGCGACGUGAUUAGCCCAAAUCCUUCGACUGGCUCACCAAACAUCCAGCUCAAAGUAGGUUCGAGCAGCAUGCCCAGUGGUGGUGACUAUCCGGGAAGCGAGAUUGAUAAGCUUCUGAGGCCUAUGCAGCUGAAUUCCCUGACAAGCUUCCCAGCAUCCAACCCUAUGAAUGGUUUACACAGUGAUUGGACGUUAUUCCCAUCAGAUGGAAAUCUAAGAAGAAACAUGUCUUCGACGGCUGGUAUGGAUGAUAUCGGCGGCCCGUUGGUACGAUCCGACACAACGUCCCCAGAAACAGUUUCCACUCCUGGACUUGACGGAGGACCUUCCUGCUAUUCCACCCCCUCUACUAUAUGCGUUGAAACCCCACUAAUGGCGGAGCAACUGGAUUUUUCUGGAUUUGGGGCCACUUCUCCAACCAAACCGGCUGAGACGAACAGCUCGGAUCAGACCAUCCUUUGCUUGCUGCGUUCAUGCAAAGUGCCCAUUAGGCGUGCUCGCCGAGCUCAAUGUUCCAGUGAACCAUUGGAGAGUUCAUGCAAAGUGUCCAUCAGGCGUGCUCGCCGAGCUCGAUGUUCCAGUGCACCAUUAGAGAGUCUCAAUGAUCAACGAAUUGUGAGAAUUCUAGAGGUAGACUCUUUGCUUGUCGCCCAGGACCCCGGUAAGGCGCUGAGGCCCCUCUUGGACAAGUGGGAUAUAAACAAGUCACUUGAUCUGCCAGCACUUGGAUUGCCCUCGCGAUGGAAAGGAAUACAAGCAGCUGUAGAUUAUCUUCGACUGCUAGAUGCUGGCCCUAAAAAGUCCGGCUUGGAUUCCAUCGCGGAGCGACUGGGACACGUCCUGCUUUUCCUCAAUUACAAGGAACUUUGUAAGAAUCCCGAGAAAAACUCUCGGUUACCUGGAAAGACCCAAACGACCUCUGUUCUGGAAUCCAUUCUUGAUUGCUACACUGACGAUUCUCGUUUAUCCAAUCCACGGCAAUCUCGGCGCAAUAGGAUAACUACUUAUCAUCUCCGACGAGGCAAAUGGUGGUGGAGGCUUGCGGGUAAUUAUGGAAUCGGCUUAUUCUUAACCGCCGACAGUUCCUUAAUGGAAAAAAUGUGCAAUUAUACGUUUAUCGAGCCUCAAAUUGAUGUUCUCGUGACUUUGACUUUAAACACCCGCCCGGGAAGCAUUCGCAUACUCAAUGCAUUAGAGUCUGUUGUCAAAUCGCUGGUGUUUGCGAAUAUUAGAGAUGACCUGCGGCCAGUCAUCCUCGAUGAAAAGGAUGGUCUGCUUGGAAAACAGAAUUUGGCAAAAGCCUGGGCAGAGGAUAAAAGGGCAUUUGCGUCCCAACAAAUCGAACUCCCUUGGGCUUUAGUGAAUUCAAAAGCGAAUGCCGAGCAGGGAAUGACGGGUUUUUCCGACAGCUAA